AUGGCAUCGGCCCUGGCGCAACCUUGUCGAGCGAGAGAGGAGACCGAGCGACGACAUCUGGACGCUGUUUGCAACACUCAUACAGAGCUACACAUCGGAGGUGUGCUCUCUGUCGACGCGAGAUCCAACACGCACAAAAUUGACGUGCAGCAAUCAGCUUUUCGCCAAGAAGAAGUUCCACUUCAGCCGCAGUGGAGGAUGUCCUGUUUGGAGCGGAAGCGUCCACAGCCAUCCCACAGUAAAGAGGAAGAGGAGGAGCCACCGGCCCCCUACGUUAAAGAGGAAGAGGAGGAGGUUGAUAUCAGCGAGUUGCCACUGACUAUCGUUGUUGUGAAAAGUGAAGAUGAUGAUGAUGAUGAUGAUGAUGAUGAUGAUGACGAAGCAUCCGAAUGUUCUCAGCUUUAUCACCACAGUAUAAGUGAACACCACUACCGCGGACUACAAGCUGACAACCUCUUAGCUCCACUGUCACAUAACGAAGACACCGAAGUGUCUUUGAGGAGCGAAGUAGACAAUGAAGGUGACAACAAAGGCUUGAAAUAUUCCGAAAAAGCAAACAACUCUUGA
Molecule: messenger RNA, 567 nt
Organism: Phycodurus eques (leafy seadragon)
Lineage: Eukaryota; Metazoa; Chordata; Actinopteri; Syngnathiformes; Syngnathidae
Product: sarcoplasmic reticulum histidine-rich calcium-binding protein-like
Exons: 2
Coding region: 1-567 (188 amino acids)
Source: RefSeq, a predicted model, not a curated record